Messenger RNA from Tachysurus fulvidraco (yellow catfish), 1642 nucleotides. RefSeq lists its product as uncharacterized. The record is from RefSeq and is a predicted model, not a curated record. Gene Ontology annotation, molecular function: iron-sulfur cluster binding; iron ion binding. Gene Ontology annotation, cellular component: mitochondrion. Lineage: Eukaryota; Metazoa; Chordata; Actinopteri; Siluriformes; Bagridae. The transcript is spliced from 8 exons. Gene Ontology annotation, biological process: iron-sulfur cluster assembly. The coding region runs from base 37 to 870 and encodes 277 amino acids.
AAAAUCCAGGCAGAAGCUCUUGGCUCCACACUAGAAAUGUUAGAUAAAAAUCAUCGGGUCCUAAAUAUCAAAACAAUCAAAAUGGCGGCGUCUUUCAGGAGGACGAUCCUGAAGCUCUCACUGUUGCAGGAGACUUCGCGUUCAGUUAGAUUUUCGGUGAAAGACAGAAGUCAGUACCGUUUCCUGUGGUCAGUCCAAAAACACAAUAUACAAGUUGAACAGUCACAGAAUAAACCUUUCCCAGUACGAUGGGUGUCAGUUUAUACAGAAGAUACCCCAAACCCCAGAAGUUUAAAGUUCCUUCCUGGGAAACCUGUGCUGGGAACCGGAACGCUAGACUUCCCGAAUUCAAGUUCUGCAGAUUGUUCCUCUUUAGCCAGGAAUCUUUUUCAGGUUGAAGGGGUGAAAAGUGUGUUUUUUGGCCCUGAUUUUAUCACACUUACAAAGAUGAAUGAUGAUGUUGAGUGGGCAGACGUUAAACGGCAUGCGAUUGAGAUUAUCACCAAGUUCUUUGAAAGUGGAGAAGCUGUAACAACAGGAGUAACGCAUCCAGAGAGCAAUGUGUCAGAGGAGGAUGAUGAGAUUGUCUCAAUGAUCAAAGAGCUUUUAGACACUCGAAUCAGGCCUACAGUACAGGAGGAUGGAGGAGAUGUCAUCUUUAAGGGCUUUGAGGAUGGCACAGUGAAGCUGAAACUUGUUGGCUCUUGCACAGGCUGCCCCAGUUCCAAAGUUACUCUGAAAAGCGGCAUACAGAACAUGCUGAGGUUUUACAUUCCAGAGGUGGAUGAUGUUGAACAGGUGGAGGAUGAAGUGGAUGAAGUCAACAUGAAUGUGUUUUUAGAACUGGAGAAAAAAUUAAAAGACUCAUAAGCUAUAAGCCGCUAGCCGUUUUGAUGAAGAUUUUCGACAUGUCCAGAGUGGAAGCCCAUGACCAUUAACUAGCUCCAUUAUAGUCCAUUAUGUGACCUCUAAUAAAUGAUUCAUCUUACAUUAUCCUGGUCAGGGUAGCAAUGGAGCUGGAGACAGGUCUAGUAAAACCAGGUGUGGGUUGGGAAUACAUACUGGAUGGGACGGCAGUCUGUCACCAUGCGCACACAUACACACACAUUUGUACAUAUACACACUCCUUCAUGCUGGCCUCCUUUUUGUGUAAUGUAGUGUGAAAGCAGAUAUAUAAUUUUUUACAGUAUAGUAAAACCUAAUAAUAAUAAUAAUAAUAAUAAAGAAUAUUAAAAUACAUCAUUAACAAAUAAGUCAUAUGUUUUUCAAUUUUUAUUUCUUUAACAAUUCUAUGCUAUAAAUUCUCAAAUUCAGCAUACCCAUUGUUUUAUCCUACAUUGUACAUAAUUAAGGUAGGAUUUAAAGAUGGGACUAAAUCUGUCGGUGUUCCACUAAUAUCACAAGGAAACUUUAGCUUAAAGUUUAAUGCAAACUAUUCAAAAGCAUGACUGUUGUGCUGCUUGAAGUGCUUUAGUGUAGGUAGAGGAGUAAAUUUCACUCUGAAACUGUAAAUUUUAAGGCAACUGAUUUGAGUUGUGCAUGUUCUACUCAUGCUCUUUCCUACUCCCAAGUAUGGUGCCUUGUGAAUCCAGGCUUUGGAUUUGACAUGACCCUGACCAGAAUAAAGCUGUUACUGAAACAC